This is a messenger RNA of Leptosia nina, 1200 nucleotides long. NCBI's taxonomy places the organism in Eukaryota, Metazoa, Arthropoda, Insecta, Lepidoptera, Pieridae. The record is from the annotation of a GenBank genome assembly.
AUGGAUUUUCUUAGUCUUCCAGUCGUUGUUAUUGAAAAUAUAUUAUCGUAUCUUUCACACGAUGAAAUUGCUAAGAGCAGGAUGGUUUCAAGAGCCUUCAAUGAUAUUUGCAUGCGAAUGUUAAACCGUGGAUUUCUGAUUAUUGAGAGACAACAUGCACUGGCCCUUAAGAAUGUUAAGGCACAACUGCCUAGAAGAGAAUCUGAACGCAGAUAUCACCCUUUAGCGCGGCAUUGUGAUAUUUUAACAUCAAUUGAAACGAGAAUUUCUAUGCUCAAUAUGACUUAUUCAAAGUUUAUAGACAGUGGUAUAUGUUGCUUUAUUCCUGGAAAGGUUAUAGAUGAAAUCCGUCGCGUACUAAGUAUAGUGGAAACUUCAAAAACACCGCCGCGUGCGCACGAAGUUUUGCAAGAACUCCGCGACAUAUCAAGUAUGGCGAUUGAACACUUUGAUGAUAAGAUAUCACCUGCCUUCCGAAAAAAGUUACAAGAGGGUGUAGCUGUACCUUCUCCGAGGCCUUCACAAGGUUCAUUAUUACCAUUGGCGUUCCGACAAGAGAUGUUGCACCUGCGCAGACGCUCAGUGCUCUAUGCCAAGCUUUCAGUGCAUCUCGCUUCACAGCACAAGAAACUGUUCAAACGGAUUGUCGAAUACAGGCGUAUAGCGUGGAGACAGAGGAAGACCAUACGAGAUAUCAGCAAACGGCAGAAGGAACAAGACGCUACUAUGGCUGACCUCAAGAAGCGCAUAGAAGAAUGUGAUAUAAAAUACAGCAAACUCACACAUACAGACCAAACGGUCGGAGGAAACGUUAUUAACGCAUCCGCGACCACCGAUUCCGCCAGUGGUGCACCACUGCGUCACUUUGGGAGUCAGAUCAAAUUGGAUCUAUCCGUUUUGCCUAUCGGCACAAACAAACGCAAUACAAAUAAGUUGCUCCCAAACAUUAAACCGCGAAAACCACAAAUAAGAUUACCUAGUUUAUCAGAAGAUGCUGACAGCGCGGACUCAAACCCAGCACCUUCCACAUCCAACCAGACGCCGAGACAAAGAACUCAAUGCACUAUGGCUAAAAUCCGGGGAAUCACCAACGAGAUUCGACACUUGAGCAACCUCUCGAAAAGUAUCGAAGGUAAAUUAAAACGGCCACUUAAUUCGAAUUCCGAAGAAGUGGAGAAUAAAAAACAAAAACUAGAUUAA